AGUCUAAUUCAUAAUCUGUAAAGUACAGUUUUUGUUUGUAUCAAAUGACAACUUUAUCUAAACUGUAGCCUGUAUAACUUUAAGUUUUGUUCAUCUGCAAAAGAAACUUUAUCAACAAGCGUUAUCAGUAGUAGAAAAUUUAAGUUUGGGAUUUCUGCAACAUCAGUGUGCACACAUCGUUUUUAUAUAUAUAUAAAUUUGUGUUGUGAUUUAGUUUUCAUUUUUGACAAAAUGGAAGUUACCACUACUCAGAUGGAAUUUGAUCAAAAGGUAAAUGAGUUGAUUACAUCAGAACAGGAGAGGGAUCAUUUGUUUGAUGCUUUAAAGAAAUACCAAACGUCGUCUGAUGUUAUCAAACUUGUGAGUGAUCUGAAGCGACUUAUCAACGAGCCAACAAAAUUAGAGAUUUAUGAUACAAUAAGACCUUUGAUACGUCCCCAGCACCAACAACAAUAUGAUAAACUGGCUCCGAAUUCUCCCGGUCAAAAGUUACGGGUGAUCAAGCUACGUAGACGGACAUCAGAAAGUUUUGGAUUUGCUGUGAGAGGAGGGUUUGAACAUGGUGUUGGAAUAUUUGUGUCACAUGUGGAGCCCGGCUCACAGGCAGAGAUGAGAGGGCUCAAGAUGGGGGAUGAGAUUGUGAGGGUGAAUGGAUUUACCAUCGGUCAAGCCAUUCAUGAGGAGGUGCUUAACUUGAUAAAGGGGCGGGACGAAAUAGAACUGAAAGUCACAAAUAUCGGGAUGGUGCCCAUUAAACAAAAGCCAAGUGAUCCAGUGACAUGGCAGUAUGUAGACAAACCAGGAUCUAACAAAUCUCAGGCAAUAAAGUCCUCUGGCUCUGAAAAUGAAAGCGUAGUGAAGAUUUUUAUCAACCUUCAUGGUGCCCCAAGUCUCGGAUGCAGCAUCAUUAGUGGACCGACUCACUUUCCGGGGAUUUUUAUCGAGUCUGUGCGGCCAGGAAGUCUAGGUGAGGACUACAAUCUUGAAGUUGGGGAUCAGAUUAUGGAAGUGAACGGGAAAAGUUUUGAGAAAAUCAAACACAAAGAGGCCAUUGUAGAGCUGAAAGGUAGCAAAGAACUCAACAUGAUUAUCAAGAAAUCUGUGGGUUUACCAUUACUUAACCUGAAGAAGAAGAAUGUGGAAGGUAGUCCAGUUCCUGUAAGGAAAGAGACAAGUAACGAGCAGGAACCCAUACAGCUGGAGGACAGUGGAGAAGUUAUUUGUGAAAUACUGGAGGAAGAUUUGUACGCCAAGGUUGAGAAGAAACAUUGGGCUGAGGAACAAGAAAAAUUAAGGAAAGAAAAAGCUGAAGAGGCUGUGAGAGAACAGCUUCGUCAACAGAAGAAACUGGAGGAGGAGCAACAGGAGAGGGAGGAGCAAGAGAGAAGGUGGGAGGAGCAAGAGAGAAGGAGGCGGGAGGAAGAAGAAAGAAUGAGAGAAGAGGAACAUAUGCGUGAAUUAGAGGAGCUUAGAAUACAAGAAGAGGAAAAACAUAGGGCUGAACAGAGAAAGAAUGAGGAAAAAAGAAAGAAAGAAGAGGCUGUAAGAAAACAAAAGGAGUUGGAAGAAAGGAAAAGACAAGAAAUUGCUGCAAAGAAACAACAGGUUCCCAUGGCAAAGAAACGCCGAGAGAAAGAAAAAGAUUUUUAUCGUCAAGUUCAGUAUCAUAAAAACCAGCUAUCUGAUGACAGUUUAGAAAAUUAUUUAACAUUGAGCCAAAGUGAUUCAAAAGAUAGUGAACUGAAUUUAGUGUCAGCAGUAUUGGCAGGCAGAUCCGGACCGUCAAACUCCAUGAAACCAACACUUCUAGGUGCUGCACCUGGUGCUCAGACAUCAUUUGGCAGUAGCGGGAACACCAAAGAGGUUGAAGUGAUACUGGAGGAUGGCACCCCACUAGACAUAGAAUUAGAGGGAGGAACUGGCUCCCCUCUGGGAGGGAAAAUUGUCAUAUGCGAGGUUUACCCUGGAGGUUCUGUUGAUAAAUCGGGUGGUAUAAGGAGGGGAGACCAGAUUGUUGAAGUGAAUGGUAUAAGUUUUCAGGAUAUAAGUCUGACUGAGGCCAAUGAGAAAAUAUGGCAGGUAGAACAAGAGUGUCUUCCUGGGGAUGGAAUCAAGUUUGUAGUUAUCGAGUCAGGUUUGAAUGAUGAUGAUGAAACUACCUUCUUCUAACUUGGAUCAUUUGGACCUGGAUAAAGUCAGUAUUUACUCGGAACAGUACAGCAUCUAUUCAAACACCAGUGUGCCUAUUACUUAUAUACACUAAUCUGUACUUGUGUUUUUGUGAUUUCCAAUCAAUUAAUCAAUCAUCAGAAGUGACAGUAUUCAGUGUCAAGAAAUUUCUUAAA
Ruditapes philippinarum (Manila clam) is the source of this 2345-nucleotide messenger RNA. RefSeq names its product harmonin-like. The record is from RefSeq and is a predicted model, not a curated record. The coding region runs from base 232 to 2169 and encodes 645 amino acids. Gene Ontology annotation, molecular function: protein binding. Lineage: Eukaryota; Metazoa; Mollusca; Bivalvia; Venerida; Veneridae. Gene Ontology annotation, cellular component: plasma membrane; stereocilia ankle link complex; stereocilium tip. The transcript has 21 exons.